Hermetia illucens (black soldier fly) is the source of this 1260-nucleotide messenger RNA. RefSeq lists its product as uncharacterized. The record is from RefSeq and is a predicted model, not a curated record. The coding region runs from base 42 to 1208 and encodes 388 amino acids. NCBI's taxonomy places the organism in Eukaryota, Metazoa, Arthropoda, Insecta, Diptera, Stratiomyidae. The transcript is spliced from 4 exons.
UAUUAGUUGUCUUUGAAUACAGAUCAGGGAAAAACACCAAAAUGUGGCGCUGGAUAGUUUUUGCCUAUUUCAUUAUCGAAGCUUCAGCGGGAACAUGCAAAUUGGCCUUUAUGUCAACUGCUCCUGGAGUUUUCACCAGAAAAGUCGGUUCUAACAAUAUCAUCUUGAGUGCCGCAGAUGGUAAGGUAUCCUGGGAUGACAACCUACUAAUCAAUGCAUAUUGCAGAAACGGCUUCACGGGCUAUUCGUAUUACACAUCAACACCGGAAAAAAAUCUGAUCCUGUCAUGCUCUGGCUCGACCGUCUACUACCAGACAUCAGAGUCCGAUUCAAAGAAUGAAGUUCGCUCAGGAUACAUGUCCUGUCAGACUGAAUCCACAUAUUAUGAAGCCACCAUCAGUGCAUGUAAGGAAUACGGACUUGCGUAUGGAUUAUUUGUUGGGAAACAACCCGUCAUCCUUGCUGAUGUUUGUUAUAAUUUGAACACAAUGAGGACUCAGUUUGUUCACUACGUAGCUGGACCACGUUCAUCAGUCCUUGAGGUUCAGAGCACAUUCAAUCCAUCAAAUACAACAAUUGCAUCCAAUGCCUCAGUCAAUGUACUUUUCGAUUCUGGGGCUAUCAAAAAGGAAAACAAUUCACUGGUAAAAACCGUCCACGAUGAAAUUCCCUUCUACGCUGAAAUUGUACAAUACCAACUGGAAGAACUAAUUCCUCUGGAUAAGUCAGUCGGCAUUCUAAGUCCCUACACAGAUGAUUUCAUUAACACCAACACAAUUGCCUGGUGGAAACCUUUGAAAUUUGGUAACUGGGAAUUAGUGCAGGAAGCCAUUGCCCAAGUUUCAAUGAGUUCAUCCUACGACGUAUUUGCUGGAACAUCGGGAGCUGUGAUGUAUCCUUUGAACAACAGAUGCUCAUUGAGUGACAAACUGACAUAUCGAAUGGAUCAGUAUCUUCGAAAUGUACCCUUGUAUGUUUGGAAUUACGUAAAAUCAAGGGAUGAUAAAACAGAUAAAGGAAUUAUUAUCAUCGGCGUGAAUUCUCCGUUCUUUGAAAGCGGGAAUAAAAGUGAUAUUCCUUGUGGAGACAUCUGCGACAACAUUCCGUGGCUCAGCAGCUUGAAAAAUGUCCGGAAAAUGCCAUCGCUUGGAUAUGUAUUUUGCUGCAAACCAGGAACUAUAAAAUUGGAAAACUUUCCAGAUUUGUAAAUCAAGUUAGUAUGUAGAAUGAUUUGUGAAGCAAUUUCUAUUAAAGGAAAAU